Branchiostoma floridae (Florida lancelet) is the source of this 2546-nucleotide messenger RNA. RefSeq names its product SH3 domain-containing YSC84-like protein 1. The transcript is spliced from 10 exons. Lineage: Eukaryota; Metazoa; Chordata; Leptocardii; Amphioxiformes; Branchiostomatidae. The record is from RefSeq and is a predicted model, not a curated record. Gene Ontology annotation, cellular component: ruffle membrane. Gene Ontology annotation, molecular function: phosphatidylinositol binding; protein binding. The coding region runs from base 319 to 1395 and encodes 358 amino acids.
UGAAGAUUACGCCGUGCUUCAAGUACUAACAGAAAACUCUACAAAGCGUAAUGCGAUAAUAAAUGCAUUUGUAGUCUAUUCAGAGAGGGUCUGCCGCCAUAAUCUGGGCACCGAGAUGAAAACAGUGACGUGUUCGUUUCGUGUCAGCGCGCAGACGAUACCCUGAGGUAAUUCGUAGGUCAAGGAAAAAUGGCGGCGGGCGAUUUGGAGAUUUCAAUUUUGUAGCCCCCGAUUUACAGGUUUUUGCACCUGUUUCCCUAACGUACCAGCCAAUAGAACACCCUACGAACCGACGAACUGUCACAUGCCCUAUUAAACAUGGUGAACACUCCAGUUCCACAUAGCCUGAAGUCUGAGGCUAAAAAGGCUGCCAAGAUUUUGAGGGACUUCACAGUACCAAGUGCAAAAACUGGACCAGACAAGAUCAUACCAGUAUCUAUCCUGGCCCGUGCCCGUGGACUUGCUGUCCUGACUGUGUUCAAGGCGGGGUUCCUUGUCAGUGCAAGAGGAGGCAGUGGCAUUGUCAUUGCCAGAAUAUCUGAGUCUCGGUGGUCAGCACCAUCUGCAGUGGGUCUUGCAGGACUUGGAGGUGGAUUUGAAAUUGGAGCUGAAGUCACAGACUUUGUCAUUAUUCUGAAUACCCAGUCAGCUGUAGAUGCUUUCUCUAAGGGUGGUAACCUUACAUUGGGUGGCAACUUCACCAUUGCAGCAGGGCCACUUGGAAGGAAUAUGGAGGGAGAUGUUGCUGUCAGAAGCCCAUCAGCUAUUUACACCUACAGCAAAACCAAAGGUCUGUUCGCUGGGAUAUCUCUGGAAGGGACUGGGAUCAUCGAAAGAAAAGAUGCAAAUAGAAAGUUUUAUGGCGGAGAUGUGCGGGCAUACGAGAUCCUGAAUGGGACAGUGCACCCUCCAUCACUGGCGGACCCUCUGUAUGAGAUCCUCCACAGACAUUAUGAAGCUGCAGAGAAGAUCCUUGUGGAGGCAGCCAAGAAGGCUGCUGUGAAGAAAGCUACAAAAGCUGACCGUCCAAAGAGUUUCAGUUUUGGAUCUUCCAGAAGCAAGUCCUUGAAGAAUUCUUCCACUUCAGAUGUGAAACCGUCCAGGAAAACGAGGUCCAAAUUCACGUCAGCGAGGAGAUGUACCAGUUUGGUGGAGGAGCGUACAGCCAGUGAAGAAGAUCUACAGAGCAUCAUCAUGGACAGACUGGCCUGCCCAUUUGAAGUCACAGCAUUGUUCAGCUUUGCGGGAGAGCUGCCCUGUGACCUGUACUUCCAAGAGGGAGACAAGAUCACUGUCCUGACCAGAACUCACACCCAAAAUGACUGGUGGGAAGGGAGGUUAAAGGGCAGGAAGGGGAUCUUUCCUGCCAAUUAUGUGCAGCUACCAAGGCCUUAGUUCUUCAUAGACACAUCUUUGUCUUUUCCAUGUGUCUUCUUCUUUAUCCGUCCGCUUAUAGCGUCUGGGGUGUCGCAGGCUUUUCCAUGUGUUCCAACAGUUAAGGUGGCAACAUGUAUUAUCCAUGGACAGCAAAUACCCUUGUUUUAGGGGAUGGUCUUUUCUAUGUUACAAUGAGUAUGCAUGCUGAUUAGUGGGAUCAGCUCAAUACUAUGCACAAUAUGGGGUGUUGCUGCGCACAGCAUGCAGUUUUGUUGCAAUAACGAAUCUUAUAUCUAUACAGAUAUGAUUUUAAUAAUGGCUGAAGACUGUACAUUAUGACCAUCCCUUGCAGGCAUGUUACACGUAGCAGCUUGCCGUUACAUGUUCAAGUUGCGUAGACCAUGCAUCUCAGGUUUGAAGAUAGAAGAUGCACUAUCCCCUCUGAGUGAAGCUGCCAGUUUAAACACUAUUAAUAGCUACAUGUAAUAUGUAUAAAAUGUCCAUUGUGUACAAUGUAUCUUAUGUUUGUGACCUCAAUAUGGGAAACAUGGUGGAAACAUUUUUGUUACAACAUCAGAUAAAACAGAUGAAUUCUGCUGAUACUGUAACAAGAUGUUAGGUUUGGCAUGUUUGUGUGUCACAUCUUGUAGGUGGCAAUAUUGUGCAAUUUUUCUGACCAGUUCGGGUUGAGGAAGAGUUCAGAAGAUGUGUAUGAGAAUCAAUAGUGUAAUGUGGUUUUAUAGUGGUGCAGAGAUGGAAAGCUGUGUUUUACAUGUGAAAUGAUCAAGAUUCUUAACUCUUUUGAAAGCAAGUAUUUAGGAUGAUUUUAAGAUGUGGCAGACAACAAUUAGUACAAGUGAGAAACCUUUGCAGGUCUUCCAUGGCCUUAGUUACAUGUACAUGGUCACUAUCAUACAUAUCCUUUUUUUUCAGAGCUUGUCAAUCUAAAAGUGCCCUUCAGCAUAACCAUGCUUUUACUUUAUUCUUAAAGGAUGAUCCUAAUAUGACUUUCUUGGAGUUGAGUGUAAUAAUCAUAAUACAUGCAGUCAGCAUUAUAUAUCAUUAAGGCAAGCUUACUACUGAGAUUUUCAAUUUAUUUUUUUACUUUUAUGGCUAUAAAGCAUUAUAUAUGUUUGGUGGUGAAAUAAAGAGUCAAUACCAAUAAUACA